Molecule: messenger RNA, 2035 nt
Organism: Glycine soja
Lineage: Eukaryota; Viridiplantae; Streptophyta; Magnoliopsida; Fabales; Fabaceae
Product: F-box/kelch-repeat protein At1g22040-like
Exons: 2
Coding region: 383-1828 (481 amino acids)
Molecular function (GO): protein binding
Source: RefSeq, a predicted model, not a curated record
GCUCAUUUUUAUUUUUGGGGGGUUAGGGGGAUUUUGUGGUUAUGUUUCUCCAAUGAAUGACACUCUGUUUGUUAUCCUUUAACUUUUACCGAUUUUGAUUUCUUCAAUUAUUGACCUCUCGAAUGCUGUUUUUGGAUUUAUUAGUGUGCAAUUUGGCCCUAUUUUUUUAUUUUAAUGUAAAAAAGGAACAAUUGCUUGAUUAAACAAGUCUUUUGUGUCUGUGAUCCAUUACGUGUCAGAGUUAUGCGUGUACCUUCCUCGGUCCCAAACAUGUGUUUAACAAAAUUUACGAUUUUUUCGAUCAGUUUCUAAGUGGUUUCACUUGUGAGAUUAAUCUUGGAAGUUUGAUGUGAUUGCUUGGUUUUGGUUUGAAGUGGUUUUAAUGGGGAAUAUACUGAAUCUAAACAAUUCCAAGACUAGACGGAAUGAUUCCCAUGGGGUCUUGCAAGGUGAAUCCUGCAAGAGACAGAGGUUGUCACCAAACUCUUGUGAGGACAACCCAAGACUGAUUCCGUCCCUUCCUGAUGAGAUAUCAAUACAGAUUCUAGCUAGAGUUCCUCGGAUUUAUUAUUUGAAUCUGAAGUUAGUUUGUCGUGCUUGGAAGGAAACCUUUGUUAGUUCUGAACUAUUUUGUGUGAGAAAAGAGCUUGGAAGCAUGGAGGAAUGGCUCUACAUUUUGACAAAGGUCAACGAUGAUAAGCUUUUAUGGUAUGCCUUGGACCCUCUUUCCAGAAGAUGGCAAAAGUUGCCGCCAAUGCCAAAAGUUGGGUUUGAAGAUGAAACAAAGAAAGGUUUGAUUUCCUUUCCCCUUCGGAUGUGGAGCAUGAUGGGUUCAAGUAUUCGAAUUGUUGAUGUCAUAAUGAGCUGGCUUGGGAGGAGAGAUGCCCUGGACUGGAUGCCUUUUUGUGGUUGCUCCAUAGGAGCUGUUGAUGGUUGCAUCUAUGCAUUAGGAGGAUUUUCAAGAGCUUCAGCAAUGAAAUAUGUUUGGCAGUAUGAUCCCAUUAAAAACUCUUGGGCUGAGGCUAGUCCAAUGUCAGUUGGCAGAGCCUAUUGCAAGACAGGUAUAUUAAAUAAUAAGCUUUAUGUUGUUGGAGGGGUUACUAGGGGUCGUGGUGGACUAAGCCCUCUGCAAUCUGCAGAAGUAUAUGACCCUCAUACAGGCAUGUGGUCCCUGUUACCUAGCAUGCCUUUUGCAAGAGCUCAAGUGUUGCCAACUGCUUUUUUGGCUGACUUACUCAAGCCUAUUGCCACAGGAAUGGCUUCAUACAAAGGAAGGUUAUUUGUUCCUCAGAGUUUGUAUUGCUGGCCAUUUUUUGUUGAUGUGGGGGGUGAAGUUUAUGAUCCAAAUUUAAAUUCAUGGCUUGAAAUGCCAAUUGGUAUGGGUGAAGGCUGGCCUGCAAGGCAAGCUGGAACGAAAUUGAGUGUUACGGUCGAUGAUGAUCUAUAUGCACUUGAUCCUUCAAAUUCUCUUGACAGUGCAAAGAUCAAGGUAUAUGAUUAUGAAGGUGAUACUUGGAAAGUUGCAGCAGGAGAUGUUCCUAUUCAUGAUUUCACCGAAUCGGAAUCUCCUUAUCUCUUGGCUGGUUUACUUGGAAAACUUCAUGUAAUAACUAAAGAUGCUAAUCACAACAUUACAGUGUUGCAGGCUGACAUGCAAAAUGAACAUGCUGAGUCAGCUUUCUCUCAAUCAAUAUUGUCAUCACCAGAUAACUCGAUCAGUGAAGAUGCUGAAUCUUCUGCAGAAACACAGGGAGAAUUUUGGAAGGUUCUUGCAACUAGGAGUGGUAGAUCUGCUGAACUAGUUAACUGUCAAUCCCUUAAAAUAUGAAAGUAAAAAUGGGGGCAGGGGUGGUUUAGAGUCCUUUUGUGGUUAUGAUUUGUGAGUAUAUUUCUGUUGGUUGGUAUGAUUGUAAAUGAUUUCCUUUACAAAUUAUUCAUAAUAUGUAACCAAGAACACAAUUAAAACUAUAGUUAGCAAGAACAUCAUUCAAACACACUACAAAAUAAAUGAAGGUUUUCAACAUUAAGUUGGGUA